AUGGCAGACAUCACCCACCCGCCACGGAGCUGGGAGACAGGGGCAGGCGUCACCAACCAGCCAACCACGGAGCUGGGAGACCCAGAGACAGCCAAGCGAAACACAAAGGGCAGACGUCAAAUUGUCAGCUUCACUGCCGACAACACGAGGGUGGCCCGCGAGGAAGUGAGCCUCACGCCCCCAGAUACACCUGGGGCCGUGGGCGUGCGGGGAGACAGCCGUCUGCGGAAGCACCUCCGAGAUGUGAUGACGAAGAGGAUGAUGGGCAGGAUCCGGAAGGUGUCCCCUCCGGCCGGAUCUCAGGCUGCAGGGCAGGCGGGCACCUGUGUCAGCGUAAAACCACUCAAACCUGGGGUGGGGGUGCGGGCGGGAUCCAGUGCUCCUGUCCCCGCAGUGCACUGCGUGAAGAGGGCCCGCCGCCACCGCUGGAAGUGCGAGCAGGUGACGUUCUGCGGUGCCGACGAGCAGCUGUGCCACCUGUGGCUGCAGACGCUGCGGGAGCAGCUGGACAAGCUGACCUGCAGACCGAAGCGCCUGCUGGUGUUCAUCAACCCGUUCGGAGGGAAGGGCCAGGGCCUGCGGAUCUACGAGCGGAAGGUGGCGCCGCUGUUCGCGCUGGCCGCCAUCUCCACCGAGGUCAUCGUCACGGAGCGAGCCAACCACGCCAAGGAGGCCUUGUAUGAGAUGAGCGUGGACAGCUACGACGGGCUCUGUGCCACCUGGGACCACGGGAGCCGCAGCCGCAGCCGCUGCUGGGACGGGGCUGGCAGGCCUCCCCCUGAGCUGCUGGACCGGCCGCCGCAGGCGUUUCUCGGGGCUUCACUCCCGGCUGAGGAGCUGGUUGGGUCCACAGAUUGUGUGUGUUACUCCACCGUCGGCAUCAACGACGCAAAGACCUCGGCCCUGCACAUCAUCGUGGGUAGGUCCCGUCCAUCAUUGUGGGUAGGUCCCGCCCAUCAUUGGUCCACAGAUUGUGUGUGUUACUCCACCGUCGGCAUCAACGACGCAAAGACCUCGGCCCUGCACAUCAUCGUGGGAGGGCCUAGCCCCUUGUUGCCGGGCGGGCGGGCCCUGGCCACCCAUCAUCGUGGGGGACCCAGCGGGCAGGGCACUGAGCUGCUGGACCGGCCGCCGCAGGCGUUUCUCGGGGCUUCACUCCCGGCUGAGGAGCUGGUUGGUGGUGUUGCAAGGCCACUCGGCAUUUCUGACGAGUUCACCUCACUGUUCCCAACAUUCAUUUUGUGGGGUCCACAGAUUGUGUGUGUUACUCCACCGUCGGCAUCAACGACGCAAAGACCUCGGCCCUGCACAUCAUCGUGGGGGGCCGGCGGCCAAUGGAGGGCGGUGCACCACCACGGCGCGCUGCUGCGCUACUCGGUGUCGCUGCUGGGCUACGGCUUCUACGGGGACAUCAUCAAGGACAGCGAGAAGAAGCGCUGGAUGGGGCUUAUCAGAUACGACUUCUCAGCUGCCCGGGCGGAAGCGAGCGGCCUCUUGUGUUCCAGGUGCUUCGUCUGCAGGCAGAGCAAGCAGCAGCUGGAGGAGGAGCAGAAGCGGUCGCUGUACGGUCUGGAGGGCUCGGAGGAGGUGGAGGAGUGGAAGGUCAUCUGUGGGAAGUUCCUGGCCAUCAACGCCGCCAACAUGUCCUGUGCUUGUCCCCGGAGUCCCCGGGGCCUGUCCCCGGCCGCCCACUUGGGAGACGGGUCUUCUGACCUGAUCCUCAUCCGCAAAUGCUCCCGGUUCAACUUCCUGAGGUUCCUCGUCCGGCACACCAACCAGGGCGACCAGUUCGACUUCACUUUCGUGGAAGUUUAUCGCAUCAAGAAGUUCCAGUUCGUGUCGAAGCAGGUGGAGGACGAGGACAGCGACCUGGGCGAGCGGGGGAAGCCGGGGCUGCGGCAGAUCUGCAGCCAGCACCCCUCCUGCUGCUGCAGCGCGGCCAGCAGCUCGCCAGGUGUCGCACACCCUGUGGGUGCCGCAGUCUUAACCCUGGGGACACGCCAGGUGUCCAUCACCGUCACGGGCCUUUGAAGCCCCUCGAUUUUAGAAAGUAUAUUUUAUUGAUGUCAGAGAGGAAGGGAGAGGCAGCGAGAGAGAAACAUCCAU
Myotis brandtii (Brandt's bat) is the source of this 2106-nucleotide messenger RNA. It is a transcript of the gene CERK, whose product is annotated as ceramide kinase. NCBI's taxonomy places the organism in Eukaryota, Metazoa, Chordata, Mammalia, Chiroptera, Vespertilionidae. Bases 1 to 2031 code for a protein of 676 amino acids. The record is from RefSeq and is a predicted model, not a curated record. Gene Ontology annotation, molecular function: kinase activity. The transcript has 17 exons.